AUGAUCCGCAGACGUGGAGGACCGAAUGAGUUACGGGCUGAACCGAGCAACAUAUCCGACCAUGAGGAUGAUCAAAGAACUAAAAGAGGAAGAGAAUCAAUUGGGUUUCGCCAUUGGAUUUACUUCGUGUUAACUGUUGCUGUCGUAUAUGCUGGAGUAGUUGCUUUGCAUCGAAGAAUGCCUGCUGUUCGAGACGGAUCAUCUUUUGAAGAAUUCAGUGAGCAGAGAGCUCGUGUCUUGCUGAAACAACUAACUGCUCUCGGUCCUCGUCCCAGUGGCUCGGCUAAUUUAGAAGAAAAAGCGUUCGGUAUGAUUCAAGAUCGUAUUGAAAAAGUUCACAGCGUUGUUAAUGAUAUUGGAGUGAAUCGCAUGGAAUCAGACGUUCAACGACCAUCUGGAUGUUUUGAUCUGAAGUUUCUCAGUUCAUUUACUCUUUGUUACCACAAAAUCACGAAUAUUGUUGUUCGUAUCGGACCAAAGGAAGGGCCGUCUGGAAACUCUCUUCUUCUCAAUUGCCACUUUGAUACAAUGCCUGAUACUCCUGGAGCAACUGAUGACGCAGUUGCUUGUACUAUUCUAAUGGAUGUUCUCGAAGUUUUGGCUCAUUCCAAAACUGAACUUCAAAAUGACGUCGUUUUCCUCUUCAAUGGAGCUGAAGAAAAUUUCCUCCAAGCUGCUCAUGGCUUCAUCAAUCAACAUCCAUGGAGACAUGACAUCCGAGCGUUCAUAAAUUUGGAAGGAACUGGUUCGGGUGGACGUGAAAUCCUCUUCCAGGCUGGACCAGGAAACUCCUGGCUGUUACAAACAUACUUGGAGAAUGCUCCCCAUCCAUUCUGCUCGGUGUUGGCUCAAGAAAUUUUCCAAUCAGGAAUAAUCCCAUCAGAUACUGAUUUUCGAAUUUUCCGCGAUUAUGGACGAAUCUCCGGACUCGAUAUAGCUUAUACAAAGAACGGAUGGUUUUAUCACACUGAAUUCGAUGAAGAAUGGCGCAUCGAAGCCGGUGCAAUUCAAAGAGCUGGAGAGAAUGUUCUUGCUGUUGUUCGUGCAAUUCUCGCUUCGCCAUAUCUCGAAAAGCCAGCAUCAUUUGACGAAGAAAAUCGAUGGGUAUUCUAUGAUGUCGUCGGACUCUUUACUGUUUACUAUUCUGUGAGCUUUGGAAAACUCCUCAAUUAUUUGGCUUGUUUCGCCACAUAUCUCCUUGUCUUCCUUCGAGUCAGAAAAGGAGUUUACUCGAUCGGAGAUCUGACUGCUGCAUUCAAACACCACGUUGUUGCUCUUAUUGCUAUGACUGUUACGAUGCUCGUCAUCAUUGCGUUUGUGGUACAGUUUGAUCUUGUAAUGUGUUGGUAUAAGAUGCCGGAAAUCGUUGGAGCACUGUAUGUUCUUCCAAUGCUGAUUGCUGGAGCCAUUGUUCAUUCUCAUUACGCUGACAACAACCGCAUCCGAAACGUUGAAAUGGUCCAAUACGACACUAUCCUACUUUCAUUUGCUUCGAUCCUCUUCUUGAUGACAUUCUACAACCUUUCAUCCGCUUUCUAUGUUCUCAACAAUCUCAUUCUACCAGUCUUCAAAGACAUAAUCAUCUGGACUUUGGGAAUCUUCGGAGUAAUCCGACGUGUUACUCCUCGAAUUCUGUUCUUCACACAACUCUUCUGUUUCUUACCAACAUUUGUGUUUGCUGCUUAUGCCAUCAGUCAGUGUGUCGACUUCUUCGUUCCAGUUAUGGGAAGACUCGGAAACGCUAUCAACCCAGAGUUCAUUAUGGGUCCUAUCGGACUUGUCAUUGCAUCCAGUUUUAUUUUGUUCGUCAACAAUCUUUUCUACAUUUCCCGCCGAAUGAACUACAUCAUCAGAGUCCUGUUUGCCAUUUUCGCACUCUUCAUUCUCGUUUUGAUGACCACAAAAGUCGGAUAUCCAUACGAGUACUCUCAUGAAAAUCCCCGUCUUCGACGCAUUAUUGCGCUUCAUGCCAACAGGACUAUUUACGAUUUCGAAGGUCAUCUCAUUCAAAAAGACAAUGCUCUAUUUGUCCAUUCACUUGAUUACCGUGGUGCAUCAGAUCUGCCAUCUCAUUCAUUCUUGCAAGGAAGUUCUGCCCCUAACUGCACAGGUGUCGCUGACGAAUACUGUCGUAUGCCAUAUUAUACUGCCAUUCAUGAGCUAUUUCCACCUGAACAAUCGCUGUGGGUUCCUGUUCCAUCUCCAGUUGUACUUCCAUACCCUAUUGACUUGCAAAUGGUUUCGCGUCAAGUAGUUGGAAACAAUUUGAAUCUCACGUUCGAGAUUCGUGGUGGUUAUGACAAAAUGUCACUUCACGUCACUCCUUUGAAUGAUUACGAUCUUCUCUCCUGGUCGUUCACAGAUAUUGAUAUCGAGGAGUUUGGACGUAGACAGACUUAUUUCGUCUUUAUGACUUAUGGAUACGAAUCACCUAGAGUUCGCCGAUUCUGGAUUCUUUUGGAACAUAGAAACGGAGCUGCCUCGGAUCCGGAAAAACAUGAGAACCUCGAAUUGUCUGUUGCCACCCAUUAUGCUCAUGGAAUCUACCAGGAAACCGAGACGUUGAGACAACUGAGAGCGAUGAUUUCAUCUAGAAGACAAACACCAGAGCAAGCUGUAGGAUGGUGGAGAUGGGGAAUCACGAUGGUCGGUGGACGCUCAGAAAUCGUUGUCAAACUCUUCUAA
Messenger RNA from Caenorhabditis remanei, 2685 nucleotides. RefSeq lists its product as uncharacterized. The transcript is spliced from 7 exons. Gene Ontology annotation, biological process: proteolysis. Bases 1 to 2685 code for a protein of 894 amino acids. Gene Ontology annotation, molecular function: metalloexopeptidase activity. NCBI's taxonomy places the organism in Eukaryota, Metazoa, Nematoda, Chromadorea, Rhabditida, Rhabditidae. The record is from RefSeq and is a predicted model, not a curated record.